AUGGGCAAAACUAAUAAGCUAUUUGUUGAUGUUGACAUGGCUUUAGCACGAACCGAACUUCUCAACACGUUCGACGUCUAUCUACGAAACGAUUUCAGUAAACUGAAUCUCACGAAUAACACGACUUCCAAUGAUCCAAACAAAUCAGAUUCUGGUCUUUUUCAAAAGAUCGAAGAGUCAGUUAAACAAUUGCGAAAUGCAGAAGUACAUCUAACCGGUGCUACUGUUAACGAUGGCGUUCCCGAUAAUUUAUGUACUUCAACCGAACAACUGAUGAUGGACAUUCAGACACUGCAUGUACAAAACUAUGUUCUCGAUGAAACUCCAUCGGAAAAAACUCGGCUAGUAUUUUGCGUAUUGCCCAAACAGGAAAAAAUAUAUAAACAAGCUUACACACGGAAUAAACUUCAGACAGAAGACGAACAAACAGAACUUCAACCAAUUCAGAAAGAAAAUGACAAACCAAACUUUGGCGAUGCAAUUUGGUGACUCUAUGUGCGAACUCAAUGCCUACCCGAAGGAUACGCUCGUGUUCUCUUCGAGAUCUUUGUACCACCAAAUAAAUCGUGUGCUGCUCAUGCAUACAUUGGAAAUAUUUCGUUUCAUCAUGAAGAAGGAGUCUUGUUCAGUAUAGGUACUAUUUUUGUCGUCGAUAUAGUCGAAGAUCCACAGAAAUCAUUAGGAGAAGAGAAAAAUUAUUAUACUCUUCAUGUCACUACUAGUGAUAUCGAUAAAAUGCGUGCGAAAAUAUAG
Messenger RNA from Adineta ricciae, 753 nucleotides. NCBI's taxonomy places the organism in Eukaryota, Metazoa, Rotifera, Eurotatoria, Adinetida, Adinetidae. The record is from the annotation of a GenBank genome assembly.